Molecule: messenger RNA, 849 nt
Organism: Thelazia callipaeda (thelaziosis nematode)
Lineage: Eukaryota; Metazoa; Nematoda; Chromadorea; Rhabditida; Thelaziidae
Source: the annotation of a GenBank genome assembly
AUGGAUGAGAAUGAGGAUCAGAAACCACCUAAUGAUCCAGAUGAAGAUGCUGCUGCAAGAAUGCGGUUAAAACGUAAAUUGCAACGAAAUCGUACAUCCUUUAGUCAGGAACAGAUCGAAGCCUUAGAAAAAGAAUUUGAAAGAACACAUUAUCCAGACGUUUUUGCUCGUGAAAGAUUAGCUACAAAAAUUGGUUUACCUGAAGCACGCAUACAAGUUUGGUUUUCAAAUAGACGAGCUAAAUGGCGUCGGGAAGAGAAAUUAAGAAAUCAGAAACGGCCACCAGGUAUUGAUACUGCAAUGACUACAGCAAAUUCUAGCGUUGCUGCUAACAGUUCUGCCGAUAAUUCCGGCUCAACGCAAGCAAGCUUACUGAAUCCGGGAAGCACGGGUACACCUCUGGGAAGUAGUCCAACUGCUACACCAGCAAGGUUUAAUAAUCCGGUUGUUAACAACACUUUUGCUUCACCCAGCACUCAGAUGUAUCCUUUACCGCAGCCAACGAUGGAUCCUUAUAGCUUUGCGAAUGCAGGAUUGGGGAUGGGCGCUCCUCAGCAUCCAUCUGAUUUUAGUUCAUAUCAUAUGUUUUCUAGCGCUGGAAGGUCACCCUAUGAUGCUUUUCAUCCAUAUGCCCGAACGGUACAGCCUGGAGCACCACCAACAUUUGCUUCCACAAUGAGCCAUUCUUCCAUCUCCAAUGUUGGUGGUUUUGGAGCAGGCAUGAGUUUGCCCGUUUCGGUCUUGUCAACUAUUGAUCAAGCUAUUCCAUCCAAUCAACCACCACGAUUUGAUGAUUUGACGGAUGCUCAUCAUGAUCCCCAAUACUGGCGUACCAAUUUUUCAUCUUAA